This is a messenger RNA of Aphanomyces astaci, 3136 nucleotides long. RefSeq lists its product as hypothetical. The record is from RefSeq and is a predicted model, not a curated record. NCBI's taxonomy places the organism in Eukaryota, Oomycota, Saprolegniomycetes, Saprolegniales, Verrucalvaceae. The transcript has 12 exons. Gene Ontology annotation, molecular function: calcium ion binding. The coding region runs from base 8 to 3061 and encodes 1017 amino acids.
UGGCGGGAUGCUCCCCGAGUAUGUCAAGGAUGAUCCGGUGGGGUAUCAUGUGAGCGCCAGUCGGCCGGGCGACGGAGGGGGGUAUACCGAAGGACUGGUCAAGGCCUACAACGACCAGCACGGCACCGUCCUCGUUCGCUUUGAUGACGGCGAAGAAGCGUGGUAUGGACCAGAGGACAAACUAAUGUUUCUGCAGCCAUCGGUUACUUCUUCACCCAAACAUCCGCCCCCAGACAACCCAUUGCAGUGGAAGGUGCGCGUGGCCAGUGGGAAGCAGGGCCGGGUCGUGGGGUAUUCCGCCCCGUUGGCUCAAAUCCUCAUGGAUUCGGGGGAGUCUGUCUACGUUAACAUCGCCACCCACGACAUUCAGUUUUUGUAUUGCACGUCCAUCUUUCAGUUUGAAAGCACCCCCCGCCACCCCGAAACGGAACAUGACCCCCAACCGUCAACAUUACCCCUUUUUGCCAAACAAUUUGACGUGACCGACGUCCGGUCCAAGCUGUCGACCUAUCGAUUGAUUCUUGAGCACUGCCAAAGCUCCCCAGCGUGGCAGACGAAGAUUGGAUCCGACCUGAAAGCCAUCGAAAACGACCACCGGCGCAUUCAUUUUGUGUUUCAAGAUCUGCAAGCCACCGACCGGGGGCUUCGGCUGGCGGCCGCCCGGUGCAUUUGCGCCUUGGCCUACGAAAACGAGCUCAACCAAUCCAUUCUCUCCACGGAAAACGGACUCACGGUGGAGUGGCUGCGGGUGUUUUCGAUUCCAUCCAAGUUCCAACGUUUGUACGACGACCAGUGUAAAUCCGAGGGCCGGGUGCCAGAUCAAGAGGAUUUUAUUCGGUUUCUCACGGCGCUAGUGAGAUCAAAUAUGCCCACAGUCGCUGCAAGCGUCUACAAAUUCUGCGACAAAGCCGCCCACGUGCCGAGAUUGUGGUGCUAUCCCCCUGUCGCAGGCAGUGUGAACGAGUGGAGCACCAUCCCAGACCCGGAAUCCCAUCUCAUUGGGUUCAUCCUCACCCCUCGGGCUGCCUUGCCCAAACAUCUCACGCGAGCUGAUAUACAAGACCUAACGGAUCUAUUCACUCCUGACCUAUCUGUGAUGACGCUGCUGAAAAAAGCCCAAGUCGUGCAGGCCUCGCUGGCAUCCCCCGCGAACAGAUUCGCCUUGUACGAGGCGCUGAAAGAGGACCCGUUGCUCGAGUUGCUCUUGGAAGACCACCCCCCACUUGCGGGGUUGCUGCAGACGUUCGAAAUGGAGGCAGCAAUUUCCUGGCGGGAUUUGUUUGGGUACUUGAGCACGAGAAUACACGUCGAUAUCUUAACGAAGACGUGGGGCGCCGACUUGAUGCCAGAAUUGCUGCGGCUGUUCGUGUCCCUGAUACCCGUUCCCAGUCCCUGGUUAUUCCACCACAGCUGGGUGUGGCAGUCGCAGCUUCGCGCCACACUAGAAACCAGCGCGUUGUUAAAUGGCAUUCACCUGUUCUUCGAGGCCUUUGAAGAUACAGAGUCGCCAGUUCAAUUGGUGAUGGCGCUGACGCACCUAAGGAGGUUAGAGGUGCCGCCGGCCCCAAAACCCCCCGGAACCAACCCCCGACGAAAGGCAUCCAAGGGAGACCAUCGCAUUUCCCUGGCGAUUGUAUCGGCCCAAGAAGCGGUCCGCGCGCUCAAAGCCAUCCAGGCCAAGCACCACGCCGAGUCGAGUUUUCAAAAGCACCUGUCGGACGUUAACACGAUCACGACGUACGUGAGCCAGAACGCGCAGAAGCUGCACGACCAGGUGCUGCAGCACGCGUACACGCCGCUGGUUCUGACCCCGCUCUGCACGAAUUUGGACGAGAUUGUGUCGAGUAUGCAGGACAUGAAGCACCAGACCCAACAGGACAAGGAGCUGGCGGUUUCGACCAACAAGGAGCGGCUGCAAGAUGAGGAAAAGCAGCACCAGGCCGCCGUGGACGCCAAGAAACUCAAGUGGCAGCUCCAGUGCGACGCCAUCGAAGCCCAAAAACAGCAGAAAAAACAGGCCACGACCGCGAAAAACGAAAAGAAAGCAGCUCGUGUGCGCCAAGAGCGUCAGGCGCUGGCCCGUCGCCGCGACCAGGAGGUGCGCAAACUGGAGCAAAAAGUGGCCAAAAUCAUGCAGAGUCCGCGCCACGCGGCCGAGUUCAAGCCCGUGCUCAAGCCCCACCCACCGCCCAAACCCCGAAUCCCCGAAACCCCGAACCCCCCGACCGUCACUUGCCCAUCGGUCUCGUCGUCAGCGUGUCGGCCGCAGAGCGCGCGCGUGGUGCGAGACCGCACGGUGGCGUUCGGGAACAUGGUGUCCAAGCUGCACUCGGUGGAAGUGACGAUGAAAAAGGAGCAGACGAAAGCGAUGUGGCGGCACGUGCAUAGUGAAAACAAGAGGUUUCAACCGCCCGCGCUGUUGAGUGUGUCGAAUUGCGUGGCGAUUGAGUCCAAACAUAAGUCCAAACUCUUGUUUAAGUCGUCGUCCCCCCCAACGAGCCAAUCAAAUCAACAGCCGAUGAACCUCCAGCGGGCCAUCACGAGCCUCGACCUGCCCCUGGCCAACGAAGCCACGUGCAUUAAACUGGCGUCGGAGCUCAUUCCACCGGCUGUGAAACCGCCAGACAUCGACGACGACAGCUCUAAUUCUUAUUGCGUUAUGGCCAAAUACAACCGAACUCUUGACGACGACCAACGCCAGGUGUUCAAAGCCCGCUUUUCGAGCAACCACGUCAAGCUCAAUCACCGGCUGUCGUACGCCGUGCAAGAGCAAUACGUGCAUAUGGCGAGGCGGAAUCAAGCGUGGGGCGCGUUUUGUGCCAGCUCACGAAUCUACUCGGACGACCCCGAGCAGCUCAAGCGCACGGAGUUCGCCACCGUGGCCAAGAAAGUCGGAAUUGUGCUCCGAGACGACGCAGAGUACGAAGCCGUGUGUCGACGGCUGGACAAGAACUUGACGGGGUUUCUGACGUGGAGGGAUUUCUACGAGUGGUUCUUAGACCAGGAUUUGAAGCACGCGAUGGGAGUCAACCCAGAUCGCCGGUCCAGCGCGGAAAAGUAAUGAAAAAAAUCCGCAUUUAGGAAUCAAUCCCAACGACGGUAGUCGAUUGGGGACUCGUCUAGAGUUCAUUUGACC